Molecule: messenger RNA, 2952 nt
Organism: Nasonia vitripennis (jewel wasp)
Lineage: Eukaryota; Metazoa; Arthropoda; Insecta; Hymenoptera; Pteromalidae
Product: CTL-like protein 2
Exons: 8
Coding region: 272-2260 (662 amino acids)
Biological process (GO): transmembrane transport
Cellular component (GO): membrane
Molecular function (GO): transmembrane transporter activity
Source: RefSeq, a predicted model, not a curated record
CUACUAUCUCUCCUGCAUCGCAGUGACCAUCUCUCGAUACAGCGAUCAACGAACCCAGGACGCGUAUUCAAAAGCCGCGCGCGGCAUUGUAAUAAUAAACAGCGUAAGUAAAGUAUAGAGAGAAAAUUCUGGGCCGAAUACGUAAUCGAGGAGAUCUCGAGCGACGCCGUCACUGGGGCAGGCACAUUCGGCAUUAGACGAGGUGAAGCGCAGGUGAAGUAGCUUCUGUUUACCUGUUGCGUGGCGUCGGGCGUGCACAGUCGGCGUCAAGAUGAGCGGCAACGAGGAUAAGUACGGGGAAAAAAUUGCAUACGAUCCACUAUGGAAGGGUCCAAUGGAAACCAUCAGAUCUCCCACGGAUCGGAUUUGGCUGAUCACAUUCGUAGUGUACUUACUUAUUUUCUUCUCUAUUGGAAUAUUUAGUUUCAGUGCUGGAAGUCUUAAUAGAUAUAUUGUUCCAACGGAUAGUCACAAUAGAGCAUGUGGGGUUGAUGCAGAUGUGAUUAACAAACCCUACCUCUUUAUUUUAAAUCCAAAGGAAUGUCUUAAUGCUUUGCUUGAAGAUUGUCACUCUCCUAAAAUUUGUGUACCUAAAUGUCCAACUGAAAAUUUUAUCCUCGAUCCGUCUUUAUCCAUUGAGCAAGUUAAAGCAAAGUUAAUUUGUGACAGCGAUGUCAAUACUACUCUCAUCAAAACUUUUGAUCAAGUUGACCAACUUGUUGCUCUUGAAAGGUGUGCCAAAUGGUACUUGGAAAGUGACCAUCUAUAUAAAUACUGUUUGCCGACCAAGGUGUGGGAAGGACAUCAAAAAGAAACUCUCAAUGCUCAACAAUUAAACCAAACUAGAAUAAUGAUCGAAGCUCUUAAAUCUGUUUGGGCUGAAUUUCGUGAAAAUACCAGCAUUGCAAUAAAACCAGCGAUUAUUGCUAUAAUAUGCGGUACAGCCAUUACUGUGCUCUUUGUUGUUUUAUUGAAACGAUUUGCUGUGCAAUUUUUUUAUUCUUCAAUUGGAAUAUUUAUAGUGGCUUUGGGAGCUUGCGUUUACUGGUUCAGUACAAAAUACGCCCAAAAACAAGGACAAACUGAACUUUUCUUUCUUAUUUUUUUUGUUUUAAUGAUAGUUGGCAUAAUAAUAGCAGUCAUAUAUUUCCGAAAAAAAAUUUAUUUAGCUUGUCUACUAAUCAAGGAAUCCAGCAGGGCCGUGCUGCACAUGUCAACAACAUUGGUUUUUCCAAUACUUCCAAUUUUAUUGUAUACUCUAGUUAUAGUAUACUGCACUUUAGUAUGCCUUAGUGCACAGUCCAUAGUAAAAUCAGACUACAGAAUUGAUGUUCCAUAUUUGAAUAAACAGUUGGAGAAUUGCGUGUGUGAAGCUGAUAGUUUCAAGCUCAUUGCUAACGAACCAUGUGAUCCAAUUAAAUUUAACAACAAAUGCAAAACUUCAAAUGGAGAUCCUUGUUUGUUUACGCAAUGUCGGUUGGAUAACAAAACUAGUCCUGGUUAUGUAUAUGCUCUCCAAGCAGUAAAUGGUCUUGGUUUUUAUUGGCUCAUGUUCUUCAUAUCUGGCUUUGAAUACAUGGUUCUUGGUGGAACAUUUGCAUCUUGGUAUUGGACACUCAACAAAAAUAAUGUUGGAAAUUAUGCACUGAUUGAAAGUACAUCAAAGACUCUAAGAUACCAUUUAGGAACUGUAGCAAUUGGUUCUCUUAUUUUGACAAUCCUACAAAUCAUUCGGCGUUUUCUUGAAUCUUUAAAAAAGAAAGCAGACAAAUCGGAAAAUGGAGUUGCACAAGUUGCAAUGCUUUGCUUGCAAUGUUUGUUUGCCAUACUGGAAUCGUUCUUGAAUUUCUUAAGUUACAAUGCCUACAUCAUGUGUGCUAUUCAUGGGAAAAGCUUUUUCAAAUCCGCAAAGAUGGCUUUUAACUUGAUUAUGAGGAACAUUAUUAAAAUUGUGGUAGUUGAUAAUGUGGCGUCUCUGCUAUUUUUCAUCGCCGAAGUUCUGAUUACACUUUUAGCAACAGGUGGUCUUUACAUGUUCUAUCAUAAUGCUGAAUCAACUGAACAAGGGCCUAUGGUGCUGGCUCUUGUUAUCACUGCUGUUGGCACCUUGAUAAUUGCUACAGUCAUGUUUAAAGUACAAACCAUAGCAGUAAAGACAAUAUUCCUGUGCUUUGUCGAAGACACUGAACGCAAUGAUGGUUCAGAAGAGAGGCCUUAUUACAUGAGUAAUAAAUUGAAAAAAUUACUUCAAAAUGAAUGAGAAAUGACGUUGCGAUCUUUAAAUAAAAUCGUAAUUUGAUAUUCUUAUGCAAAUCAAUUUUAUAAGAAAUGAAAAGUAGUAAGUUGAAUUUUAAAUUUUACAAGUUGAACAUUUUAUACAGUUUUAUAGUUACGUUUUUUUUUCUUCAUAUUAUUACACUAUUACAAAAGAUAUAGUAAACACAUUGCUAAGACUGCGCUUACCAGCAAAUUAAUGAUAUUCAGAGACAUUGUGACUAUUGUACAAAAAGCUUUAUGUGGUGAUAAAAUUUAUGUUUUUUCAGUGAUACAAUUAAUGUAAAAUCUAUACAUUUUCAUGUCAUUAACUCUGAAAUAUUUGAGCACAAAGAUAUGUACAAAUGGCCUGUACAACUACAAAUGGCCUUCCAGUAUGAUUUUACAACUUUCUCAAUAGUUUCUCUUCUGCAAAAGAAUGUUAUACAAAUAUAUCUCAAUUUAAAAUAAUAUAUAUGUAUAUUCUCUAAAAGUUGAAAUUUUCAUGACAUUUUAUUGUAAGUUUUAUGUAUAACAAUAUAUCUAAGUAAUAGCUAUGUAUUUUUAUAAGCAGCAUAUGUGUUGUAUGUUUUGCGAAUGUGAAACGCUAAAUAUGCAAACGUGCGUGUGUGUGUAUAUAUAUAUAAUUGUGUACCACGGACUAUCUAUUUUUAUCAAGAAUAAAAUCGCUUAAAUUGA